This is a messenger RNA of Dioscorea cayenensis subsp. rotundata (Guinea yam), 1439 nucleotides long. Its product is annotated as nuclear envelope-associated protein 2-like. The transcript is spliced from 5 exons. Lineage: Eukaryota; Viridiplantae; Streptophyta; Magnoliopsida; Dioscoreales; Dioscoreaceae. Bases 432 to 1424 code for a protein of 330 amino acids. The record is from RefSeq and is a predicted model, not a curated record.
UUUCAAUUCUCAUUAUUCCUCAAAAACCCUAGCCAUUUCCAUCCCAAUCCAGCUGCUUUUUUGGGUUUUCGAGCUUUAUUAGUUCCAAUUUCGGGUGGGAUUUAUCAUCUUCAUCGAUUCAAAUAAUCCGGAACCAUGGAUUGGAUCCAAAGAGCUCGUGAUCAAUUGUUUUUCUUAGAGGAUGUUAUUGAGAUUUCUAGAGAAUUGAGUGUUUGGAUCUGAAGGAAUUUAGUGGUUGAAUUGAUCUCGGAGAGGUAGUUAUCAAGUUGUUGUACCGAUUCUAAUGCGGUAUUUGGUGUUUUUACGAUGAAAUUAUUUCUUCUGAUCUAUUUCAGUGAGAGAAAAGAAGUGAUUUUUAGGUUUUCUAGCUGAUUUAGAUUAGGUUUCUUUGUUUUUUUUUUAUACAUUUUGGGAAUUCAACAUUUUUAUCUAUGGAGUUGGAUCCGCUUUUAAAGGAUCUUGUGGAGAAGAAGCUCGUUUUUAGGAACAAUGUGGCUUGUUUGACAGCCGAGCUUAAGGACCUUCGAAGACGAUUGGCAUCACAAGAAGGGAACUUCGCUCGAGAAACUCAAACUAGAAAGAUUGCAGAGGCGAGGGCGAGAAGCAUGGAGGAUGAGAUUGGAAGGCUGCACAUUUGUCUUGGAGAGAAAGAUUGGGAAUUGCAGGCUUCUAGAUCUGCCACUAAGCAGUACCUCCAGGAGUUGGAUGACCUGAGAUCAAAACUAUUUAGUGUACAAGCUACUGCUGGUGCCAGCGUAGUAGCAGCUAAGACAGCCAUGGACCAAUGCUUGUUAUUGCAGAAAGAGCUAGAUGCAAGGGAUGCUACAUUGAGAGAGCAUGAGACGAGAGUUCAUGAGCUUGGUAAGCGGGUAGAUCUCCUGCAAAAGAAUCUUGAAGCGAGAGAAUUCUCUCAAAUACAACUGAAAGAUGAUUUUUUAAGAUUAGAGAAGGAGAUAAUGCAUGCUGUUGCCAGUAAUGCUGCACAGCUCGAUUGUGAUCUCAGGAAGGUAAUGGAGCUUGUUUCUUCAAACAAAACAGAAACUAUGGAUGCUCUUUUGAAUGCUAAGGAUGGAGAGAUUGCUCGUUGGAGAGAUGAGCUUAAGUUCUUGUCGGAAAAUCAGAAACUGAGAAGCAUGGAAUUAGAGUUACAACUAGAAAAACAUCAGGUAACAGAUCAAGAACUAAAGAAGAGAGUGUUAAAGCUGGAAUUCAGUCUCCAAGAAGCCCGUUCCCAGAUUCGCAGGCUCCAAAAGAUGGAAGGGAAGAGGGAGAAUACAUUGAAAGAACUAAGAGAUCAAAUCUCAACAAUGGAGAAACAGAACAUUUCAGGGUGCCCAGAUGAGCUGAGCUUUUGGGAGAGCCCUGGUUUGAAAAUCUUUGUUUCUAUAUCUUUGUUGUUCUUGGUUCUCUACACCAAGAGAUAGACAUGCAAAAACCAA